This is a messenger RNA of Harmonia axyridis, 4093 nucleotides long. RefSeq names its product protein expanded (gene ex). NCBI's taxonomy places the organism in Eukaryota, Metazoa, Arthropoda, Insecta, Coleoptera, Coccinellidae. The coding region runs from base 504 to 3659 and encodes 1051 amino acids. The transcript has 4 exons. Gene Ontology annotation, biological process: positive regulation of hippo signaling. Gene Ontology annotation, cellular component: cytoplasmic side of apical plasma membrane; cytoskeleton. The record is from RefSeq and is a predicted model, not a curated record.
CACAUAACUCGAGGAAUGUAAUCUCAACCCAGGUACUAUACACACCUGAGUUUCGUACACUCGGCACCAUAAAUUUACUACGAUCCGCAUAGCCUCUAGAUCUGUGAAUACCAGUCAAACUUGUUCCGCGGAAUGUACCAUUCUGCCGUACAAUUGUGAGGUGAACGUGAAUGUACGACCCGGUUAAAAUCAUUAAUGAUUCCAAACUGGUCCACUGCAUUCCAGCGAUGUUUUGCUUCAGAAUGUACCUGACCGCUCCAGAGUUGAAAUGGGAAAUUUAGUUGAAGAACACCUUUGCCGGUUGAUGUGUGCUCUUCAGGGUACUAAGAACACGUGGAGUUACGAGCUGAGUGUUUGUGUGCUGUGCUAGUGAUUCGAGUUUUUCCACUAAUUUCACCUCAACGAUUAAGGAUUUACACAACUUUUGGGGAAUAUACCAGUCCGUCUUAGUGGUUUUUUAACUACAUGGUGAGAGAUCACCCCUCUGAAGAGAUGAGUGGGUCAUGCGUGCCGGCCUGUGCACGGUGAGCGCACCCCUAGCCGCGUGCAGCCCGGCAGCAGCGCUACCUCCGUCAGCCAGGUUUUUGGCCCUCCAUCUGCUGCACCAGCAGACCCUCUACUUCAUCGUCCAAGCCAAAUCCAGAGUAAGAGAGCUCUACCAGCAGACAUGUCUCCACUUUGCCCAACAGGGCAUGUUAGAUACGGACCUGUAUGGACUUGCACUGAUUUGCGAUGGAGAAUACCUCUUCGCGGAGCCAGAUAGCAAGUUGUCGAAGUACGCUCCAAAGAGUUGGAGAUCCUCUCACAGCCAUGGCUUGGACGCGAACGGUCGACCAGCCCUUGCCUUCUACUUCCGGGUCCAGUUCUACGUCGACAGUCCUCUCCUACUCAGAGAUGACAUCACACGACACCACUACUACCUGCAGCUGCGGCUCAACGCAGCUUCUGGGGCUGCAGGUGACAAGGCCAACCAACUGGCGGGGCUGGCCUUACAGGCGGACUUUGGGGACAAUCACGAGUCCCUAUGCUUCAGGCCAGAGGACUAUCUACCGCCGAAUAUGCGAGGCCCUGCUGCACUACGUGCCAUCGAGACCACACAUCGCAGCCACACCGGUCUGUCGAAGGCUGAAGCUCGCACCAAGUUUAUAGCAGAGGCAUGCCAGCUGAUGGAACCUGUGAACGCUCACGUCUUCAGAUUAAAAGCUUCCAAAGUCGAGACAGCUCCCGGUUCUAUCCUAUUGGCUGUUUGUGCGCGUGGUCUUCGAGUUUGUCCAGAUAACAACCCACCGUCAAUAUUCCUCUGGAGCUCCAUUGGGAAGCUGAGCUUCGAAAGGAAGAAGUUCGAGAUCAGGACGGGUCAUGAGAAACUCACGUUAUACACUAGUAGCGAUGAAAAAAGCAGGCUUUUAUUGGCCCUCUGCAAGGCCACCCAUCAGUUCAGCAUGGCCGUCGCUCCGCGGUUGAACGAGGCCAAGAAAGAAGAAGAGGAACGUCAGAGAUGGGUGGGCGAUCAGAGGAUAUCCGUCAUAUCGUCCACUUCCUCGAACACAACUUCGGGAAUCGUCAGCGAUAGGGUUCAUUCGGAAGAUGAACUCGAGAUCAUGAUUACGAGUCCUCCCGCUCAAUCUAUGGAAAGUUUGGCUCUAGCACACCUGCUGGACAGUGCGCCUGCUAGUAGCCGAACUUCCGCCGCUUCAGCUUCGGUCGCUUUCGCUUCUCUCGCCCUGAAAGAAGAAGAAGAAGAUGACGUUUCCAAGCCGCCGUGCUCCGAGAGCUCGACCAAGACGACCAGUGGGAAGUGUCCGGGAUCUCAAUGCAGCUCGUCCUGCAGCACUGUUGUCGUUACACCGAAGCAAACUAAAUCGAAAAUUGGGCGGAGGCUAUCCACAAGUAGCAGCCUGGAGCUCGGUUACUCCCACACAGCCCAGAACUCAGUGUUGAGCGACGCCACUUGUAUCGAACUGGAUACUCGAGAGGUGGUAUACACUUCAGGUCCGGCACCCAGCAGCCAUACCAGCGGAGUUUACACGCUAAGUUCCAGCGAACAAUACAGCACUCAAGGAGAUCAAAUAGACGGCAUGUUUAGGGACAGAUCGAAUUCAAACGUGAGCAAUUCUGGUUCCUUCCACGGCGACGGAAGCGACCCUACAGACAAGCAGCAGUCCCUGCUUUCCGCUGAAGAACUGUCCGAUCUGAUAGUUGGGAAGGGGAAGUACCCGAGCUGUAAGAACGUCAGCAACACCUUGGAUUCAGAUUCUGACUACGUCACGUUACCCUCGAGUUACAAGUCAUAUCUGCCUGUGCCUCCUGUGAGGAUUGACAGCGUAGAAUCUAGAUUCAGACCGCCUCCACCACCUUAUCCAGCGCAGCUGAAUAAGUUAUCGGUGGAAAGCUCCUCCGUAGAUUUCAGCGAUUCCAGCUGUCGAUUGAAUUUAACGCUGAGGCAUCCACCACCUUAUCCAGAGAAUACAAUGCCUGUUCCACCUCCAGUAUAUCCAGCAUCGAGCGAGGCUAACGCAAGGUUGAUCACCACUCGAUCUCCUAGUAUCUUAACCGCCCAAACCAGCACAGUUGGAUGUAAUUCGGCUCCAAGUUAUUCCCAACCAAGCGCUAUCGUUCCUCCAAUACCUCCAAAAGUGCCUAGAUCCGCGUCUCAAAUGAACGCCAUCAUCUCUCCUAAUAACUAUUUAGAUGUUGCUGCUAGUAAAGCCAACGUUUUGGUUCCUUGCACUUAUCUUCCACCGCCACCACCAGCUCCUAGACAUCCACCACCUCCUCCGCCUUCUGGAGUUACUACGGUCUACACCAGUCAGCUUUCCAGGUCGCAAAUAGAGCAGUACCAGCAGCAGAUGUACAGCGAUGUGGAUUUCGUCGUGUUCCCGUUGAAAGAACCUGCGAUAAGUAAACAAGAGUAUUUGGAAGCUAAGCAAGGGUCGAUUUUGGCUGCUCUGGCUCAAAACCAGCCUAUGUUUUACAGGAGCACCCCUUACUUGUGCACGUACUCUUCCAGUCAGAACCUGUCUGACACCUACGUUCAACUGCCAGUAUAUGGCGCUCCAAGCAUCUCUUCCACCGGCAGUUUGGAUCCUCCUCCGCCACCUUUGCCACCAAACAGACCCAAUAGAUUCAUGAGGACCCAAUCUGACGACAACAUCUUGAACUCUUUGGACAACCAACCUCCGAAGUUCCGAAGACUACCACCUCCGCCUCCACCGGCACCUGACAAGAGGGAGGGUAGACUGGAUAUUAGUAAAAAUAUUAGUGAAAGAAAGUGUGAUGUGUCUUCAGUUGUUGCAACGGAAAAACCGACCGCUUUGGACAUUCGUACUCUGAGAGAGAAGAGCAAGAAAAUGGACUUGCCGUUGAUAUCAGCGUUGUGCAAUGAUAGGUCGCUGAUCAAACAGACUAAAGCUUUUGUGAUGCCCAAACACCCGGGUGACUCAGUUCCGCGUCAGUCGAUAUACAGCAGCACUACUCGUCAAAAGUACCCUGUAUCAGGUUUAAGUAGUUCGAAAAUAAACAAGACCGCUAGGAAAGCUCCUAUGGUGAGCCAUAGGCAUCCGGGAGACAAGCUCCCUGAAAUUCCUAGGGCUACUCCAAACAAUUAUGUACUAACUGAUCCACGAGCUAAGCAUAAGACUAUGCAAUCGCAUUCUUGAAUAUUUUCUCGUCGACAGGAACAUAUUCGAGAAUCGAGAAACUCAACUCAUUGUUAAUACUCAGGGUGCCAUCAUUGCAGUAUAUAUUUUAAUAAUAAUUCAAGUCAUGUAUGAUUGGCAUUCUGGUAAAACUAUGACGGUUAUUUUGUUAAUGAUUUACUGGAAUGCCAACAACUUCAAGCCAUUCCCUGCGUGUAUAUAAAAGUUAUUUUUUCUACCACUACAACUAGUUUUUCACAAUAUGAAAAUUAUGAAGAUUAAAUAAAUACACUUGCUCAACUUACAUUAGACUUUAACUGAUUAUAUAUUGCAUUAUAUUGUUUUAAUUUUUUAUUUAUUUUUUUUGCAUCGAAAUUAUUCAUGCUUCAUUCAAGUGUAUGGUGCUGCCAUCAUUUUUAUUAAAAGCAAUAAAUACUUGAUUAUUCAUUGUGAAA